This is a messenger RNA of Exaiptasia diaphana, 2998 nucleotides long. Its product is annotated as carboxylesterase notum2. Lineage: Eukaryota; Metazoa; Cnidaria; Anthozoa; Actiniaria; Aiptasiidae. The record is from RefSeq and is a predicted model, not a curated record. Bases 468 to 1904 code for a protein of 478 amino acids. The transcript is spliced from 13 exons. Gene Ontology annotation, molecular function: hydrolase activity.
CCGAACGCCUUCUUGCAAAUUAUAUAAGGGUCUCUAAAGUAAAUAUUAGCUACCGCCACAGGCUUAGCCACUAUCUUCAACGAGUUUAACAUCCUUUAAUUUCACCAGUACUUAACAUGAACAGAUUGGUAAAAGAGCGAAAAAUGGCCAAUCUAUGACCUGUUUUAGCGACAAUAAAUGAAGAAAACUGGACGUUUAUCAUACACAACCAAGAUAACAGGAGCCAAUAUUCACAAGGAUUUGAAGGACCGGGCCAUACUCAACAGUAUUGMAUGCUGACCCUGGACGUGGAACUUCUAGACGAGGAGAUUUAAAACUGUGAGCAAGAGCAAGCGAGUWCAAAUCGCUGGUCCUAACCAUAUCUACCGAGUUAGCAGUGGAUUGCUGAUUCCUAACAGAACGUCGUGUUAUAUCUUGGGCAAUUGGUUGUACUCAAGUACCAGCACUUGGGGGUUUUGAGAAKCACGAUGAGGAUAGAGCCAUCGAUAGUUGUUUGGUGUAUAUGGUACAUUUCGUAUGUUGACUAUUGUCAAGGAUCAGAUACCAUACUAAGGGACUCUAAGAGACUCUCCACAUUCAACAACUUUAAAGACAGUUUAACAAACACUUACGGAAGGUCAUUACUCAGUGUACAAAGACGUAAGAAAUACACGUACAAUCUACGUAAGGUUAUGCUACGUAAUGCAUUCAGAAGACGUGCUCUGUGCCUAGAUGGCUCGCCCGCUGUGUUUUAUUUAAGUCACAAUCCKUUGUCAAGUAACUGGGUGAUUCAACUCCAGGCAGGGGGAUCUUGUAGUACACAUAAAGAUUGUCACGAGAGAGCAAAAGGACCUUAUGGCUCGUCCAAAGACUAUCAACUGUACAUGACAGGGAAYUUUUUAUCUUCCGAUGACCCCAACGAAAAUCCGACAUUUGCUUCAUGGAGUAAAGUAUAUGUGCCUUAUUGCAGUGGGGACGUGUUUGUUGGUCGUAAAUCAAACGACACUCAUCCUUACGGCCUACAAAUGCUGGGACAUUACAUCAUCCAAGCAAUCGUACAGCAAUUAAUGGAAGAUUACCAAAUCAAUUCGACUGGAAAUAUUAURUUAUUYGGUGGCGCCUCUGCMGGUGGACUGGGUAUGCUAGCGAACUUAGACUAUAUCCAGAAACUAGUCUCRCCAGCAAUGGUCCGUGGUUUYAAUGACGGGGGAUGGUUCACUCUUUAUCCCAGCUUUGGUGAACAAAUCGAUCGAGGGACGCCGUAUUUCUUCUCUGCUCUUGGGGUGAUGUUCACAGAUCUUUGGGACGGGUUCGUGGAUGAAUCAUGUCGAAGUGAAAUGCCAAGAGCGGCAGCRUGUCUAUAUGGAGAAUUAGUAAUUAAAUACCUAUCAACACCUAUCUACGUCAUGGUGGCRCAGUGGGACUCAUAUCAGCUUCGUGAGCUUGUACCAUCCAAGUUUAGACCAGCUGUAAGGCUCCCCCCGGAACUUCCAAGCGAAGCGGAAUAUUUAGCUCGAUUUGGAAACAAUACUCAUCGAUCCCUAAGAAGAUUGAUUCUCAGCAAAGUGUCUGGCGUCUUCUCCCCUGCCUGUUUCAUGCACACAUUCUUCGGGGAAAGCAAAGAUUUACCAGUCACAUCGAAAUACCAAAUAAAAGGAAGAACAGCUUAYAAAGCUCUCUCGGAAUGGCAYGUUACSGAAGGWGCCGAGGGAACCUACGUCGAGCUUCCUUCAGAAACACCRCURUGCAAUCCUUCGUGCUGUUCACAACUUUGUACAAAAUGCCGCGAGCACCAAGUUAUCAAAACUAAAUCACUGAAUCGACCGCGAGAUACCAAYUCAAACAGAGGCUCUUCGGAUAUGAUAGCUUCAAUCCACAGUAUUUGGAUUAUCGUGUGGUGUUACAUACUUCACACAGUACUCUGAUAUUACCAUAUCAAGUGAGUGCUUGCCAGAGCUAUUCCAAGACCUCUCUCCCUGACCCAUUCCCGCCAAGAAAAUGUCAGAAACUGCAGUAACGACACAUACAGAAAACGUCAUAUAMCGACAUCUUCUGCUAUAACAACAACACAAGUCUGCUUUACCAACUUAUCUUUGACGACCGCCAUCUUGAAGUCCAUUUGACCACUAAUAACUGGAUAUCUUAAGAGCAUAUGAUUUAUGAAGUGUACAACAUUAAGGAAACCAUGUGAUAACAGUAUAAUAUCCGUUCAAAGUCUGCUGUAAACAACAACYCCUUUGGCAAGACACAYACGUACGACCGCCAUCUUAAAUCCAUCAUAAAGAAGGCCUCUGGGAAAUUUAUAAAGUGUACGGCUUUGUGAUUCAACUCGCUUUUACGGACGUUUUGAAGCAGUAGUAUGAAGAUUUCUAACCACAGAUAUGACAUUCUGUUACGAUUGUUCCGUGACUCGUGACCACCCCCCACAAUGUCAGUCCGAAGCAAUGGGACGAAGUUUCAAGAAGUAUUUCUAUAGUCAUCCUAACUCAACGUAAACCUGACACGACUAAUAAGGAAAAAUAACUUACGUACUAUAGAAGGAAUGAAUAUCAGGAUUCUCGCGACAUUUCUGUAAAUAUUAAAAUGAAAAUUUAUUAUGUUCGUCACUUGAGAGCAACGACGUUGGACUGAGAAGAGAAUUAUGCCUUAGCUGGAUUAUGAAAUACAAAUGGACAAUAUAAAGGCUGUUUCUUUGUGUACCUAGACCUACAUAUAUCACAUGCAACAUUUCCAGUCAAGUCGUUUGAGAAGUGGUAACGAAAAAAAAUCACAUUUGGAGCGAACGGUUACCAUGUAUAUGUUCAAGAUUUUUGACACCUCAGGGACCUAAUCAACAACAUUAUAUGCGAUACUCCAAAGCCUGAUUAAUUAAAAGAAACAAUUUAUCUUUGUAAAUAGCUGAGCGAGGGGAAAUUCAGUCCCCACCAUCGAAUAUAUUGAAAUACAUUUUUAUACAAAAUGCAUAAAAACACAAUACAUAGCAUUUAUUGCAAUGAAAUAAAUUAACGAAAGAACUCUG